Molecule: messenger RNA, 372 nt
Organism: Saccharomyces eubayanus
Lineage: Eukaryota; Fungi; Ascomycota; Saccharomycetes; Saccharomycetales; Saccharomycetaceae
Gene: MZM1
Product: Mzm1p
Exons: 1
Coding region: 1-372 (123 amino acids)
Biological process (GO): mitochondrial respiratory chain complex III assembly
Source: RefSeq, a predicted model, not a curated record
AUGAGCACAAGAUUAAAGGCUUUGGAUGCAUACAGACACGGCCUGAGAGCUACUCGAAUAGCAUUCCAGAAUGAUACGAAAGUACUAUUAGCUGCUAGAGCCAAAAUGCGGUCAGGGAUGGUGUCUCCGCCCAAUCCAAAACUCACCACAGAGGAGCAGGUUCAACAUUUAGAAGAUGUGGCUAUUUUCUUGAGACGAAACUUGGUUCAGGGUCAAAAAGUUGAUGACACCGAUAUGAAGGAGCCCAGGUAUCAUCUGAACAUUCAUAAAGACACUGAAUUGGGUGACAAUGAGACUAUCGCGGACCCCACAGCAAGAGUGAAAACAAACUUGAAGGCAAGACCAUUCAAGUGCUCCGAUAGAAAGCACUGA